AGAAAGCAACUGGAGGGUGCAGAGAGAGGGAGAAGGAACAUACAUCCUCGGUCAGAGAAAAUAACGAUAAAUACAUUUUGGGGACACGAUUUGUUUAAAAAACGACUGCUUAACCAUACCAUACAUAUUGUGUGAUUCCGAUCAAAUUGUGCAGGUGAGAAUCGAUAUUUGAAACGGUGGGUUGUCUUGGUUUAUGGUUGAAGACAGAAAAAAGGGGACACCGAAAAUUGGAUCAACAUCAACGUAACAUGGAAUUUCCGAUGGCCCAAGAGACUAAGCCAAGCCUGACGCCUGUGCUUUGUACCACUGGCUGUGGUUUCUAUGGCAACCCCAGGAACAACGGCAUGUGCUCGGUCUGCUACAAGGAGCACCUGAACCGUCAGCAGAGUGGUACCCACGGCUUGAGCCAACUUAGCCCAAUGGGAACAGUUGGUAGUCCUACCCCUGAUGCCUCAGCCAUCCAGCGGCUAGAGGCCAGUCUAGCCAAAGUAGACCCUUCAUCUGGCUCUGCUGCAGACAUGGCUAGAACUAUUCAAGGCUCUCUUCCAGUGACUCAACAAAUGACAGAGAUGAGCAUCUCAAGAGAGGAUAAAGCAGAGCCUGUUGUGACUGAGCCUACUGCUUCUAGCCCUGCCACUGGUGACGAGGCUAAGGGAGACACCCCCAAUCCCAAGAAGAAUAGGUGCUUCAUGUGCCGCAAGAGGGUGGGCCUAACAGGGUUUGAUUGUCGCUGUGGGAACCUGUUCUGCGGGCUCCAUCGGUACUCCGACAAACACAACUGCCCUUACAACUACAAGGCGGAGGCAGCUGCCAAGAUCCGCAAGGAGAACCCUGUAGUGGUCGCCGACAAGAUUCAGAGAAUAUAGGGUUAAGAACCAUCCACACAAAGACUGAAGUAUCAUUGGACCCUCGACAUGAACAUUGGCAUGAGUGGCAAAAGGAUAUCGGACUCGUUUUUAAAACCACAACCUUGAGAAAAGUGGAAGAGACCUUGCCUGAGGGGGAGAUGCAUGAACGAUCACUAUUUGUCUUGUUUUUUUAUUUUUAUAAUAUAUUAUGUUUGUUUUUCCUGUAUCUUUGCCGAUUUUCAGUUUGUCUUUUAAAAAGAAGCCCAUGGUACCUGUCAAUGAGACGUAGUGAAUGUUGGAGAUGGAUAGAAAUGCCAUAAAUAGAGCCAACAUGAUCCACCCCCCUCAACAUGUCAGAGGCAUGUCUGUUCUGCGGAACCUAUUUCUAUUUGGAUGUUCCAUCACAUUUACAUUUACAUUUAAGUCAUUUAGCAGACGCUCUUAUCCAGAGCGACUUACAAACACAACGUUGUGCCCCACUGAAUACAGCCCCUGAGCUGUUUGGCCACUUUGUUGCCAAAUGGACAUUUUGUCAGAAGUUGUAUUCACGUGCAGAGUUCAGUUGUCGCCAUUUCUCCUCUCCGUUCAUAUCAGUUGGUUGGGUCAGUUGUCUGAAAGGUAUGACCUCUCGAACUGCAAAGCUGUUCCAAAAUGCAUGUGGUUAUUUUUUCAGAAACUUCUGUGUGACUGCUUCCUUGCCACAGCGCUCUCUCACAGCUGCUACCCUAGCAUGCAUGCAAACAUAUUCAUGGGAAAACAGCUGUUCACUAAUUUGUGUUGAACACAAAAGGCUACAUGGAGGGCUCUGUCUGUACAUGGCGUUGUACCCUUGCAUGACAAAGACACGUAAGCUUCUCCAACCCGCCUACCUCGCAGCAGGACAUGUUUCUCCUCAUCGCAUUGUGCGUGUGAAGCCUUCUCUUAUCACUCCGUUAUUGCCAGGUGAGGGGGUUACCUUGAUAGGCCAUUUUUAGGUAACCUGGUCAUCGGGCACAGUUUCCUUUUGAUCAAAUGACCGACAGUCAUUAUAAGAGGUGUGAGAACGGGGACAAAAACGCUUAAUUAACCAGCUGUCAUGUGGGCCUGCACUUAUCAGAAUCUCCCAACUGGGUCUCAUGCAGAGGGUUGCGUACACUGACCCUGGUGCAGUUCUGAGGCUUGGACACUACCCGUCUAUUUCAUCUGAUAUAUGGGGGUUUGAAUGGGAUAGCGCAACCCAUGCAAAAUAUCUGAAUGAAUUGCCGUCACUCGACUAGUGCUAGGUCCUUUUAAAAUGUUUUAUCCUCAGACAUAUUUACUGACAUUAGCACACGGAGUUAGGCUACGUGAGCCAGCCAUGCUUGUGUGUGUUAAGAGUGAGUUUGAGUGAGCACAUGGUGGUCAGUGUGUGCCCCCCCCUCCCCCC
This is a messenger RNA of Oncorhynchus nerka (sockeye salmon), 2253 nucleotides long. RefSeq names its product AN1-type zinc finger protein 5-like. Gene Ontology annotation, molecular function: DNA binding; zinc ion binding. Lineage: Eukaryota; Metazoa; Chordata; Actinopteri; Salmoniformes; Salmonidae. The record is from RefSeq and is a predicted model, not a curated record. The transcript is spliced from 6 exons. The coding region runs from base 249 to 866 and encodes 205 amino acids.